UGAGGGGUUGGCGUGUAUUGAAUCUGAUUGUUUCUUGUUGUGUGGUUAACUAGAAGCCCCUACCUGUUUAUAUGCAUUUUAUUGCACUUAAAUAUCUUUAUUCCACCUAAAAUGAUGUACUUUCAUAAUAACUCUGCUUUGCAGACAUGCAGAAUUUAUCAAAAUGCGUGCCUAAGCACGAGGCACCAUGUGAAAUGAAAUGCCUCAGCAAGAACAAAGACAAUGCAACUCUCCAGUGGGCUUCAAGUCGAGCUGUGUUGUUCAGCAGCUGAAGCUGCAACCACCAAUGCAAUCCGAUGCAACUCAUCCAUCCAUCUGCACGUGCACACGAUCGUCACUUUUUGAGAUUUUCCUCACAUCUUCUUUAUAUACUCCCUUCCGUCCGUUUAUCAUUAAGAGAUCAAUUUAUUGCAAGAAAAUAGAAGUUGGAUGUUCUAAAGAAUCGAUGCAUUGGGGAAACUGAGACCCAUGGCAAAGUGGUUUAGAGAUCACCUGAGUUUUGGCACCAGGAAAGGCCCGCCACAGCCACCGAAACCGGACUACACCGAAAGCGAGAUCCUACGGGCCUACAGGGCUCAGAAAGAGCUGGACUUUGAGGACCCCUACGAGCCUUCAGAGAACCGGUUGGUGAACGGCUCAGGGUCUUUGGAAGUCUUUCCCGCUUUUGGCACGGUGCUUUCCAACGGCGUGGAGGUGAAGAUUGUGUCUCCCAAACACAGGCUGAUAAAGGUGGAAUCUCAGGAAUUCGGGCGUAGCAAAAUACCGCUGAACAUUGUGACAUUUGAGGAACCGCAGGCCCCUGUGGUUCCCUCAGCUCCUGUGGUCGGGGAGACCGAUUACUCAGACCCGUUUGACGCCCGACCAGACCCGCGACCCAGGCCCGGCUGGGAGCAGAACGCUGUAGAAGCCUGCAGCAGUUACAUGGAGCCGUUUGAGGCCCAGCGAUUCAUAAGUGAGCUCCAGCACAGCACAGAUCGGGGGAGGAGCAGCCCGCAGCUCUACGACAGUCCGUAUGAAGAGAGGGUUCGGUCCCGGACGGCCCCUGCGGAGGACGAGAGAGAGAGCCGUCUGCCCCAGGAUGACGAGAGGCCCGCAGAUGAGUACGACCAGCCCUGGGAGUGGAAGAAAGAGAACAUCUCGAAAGCCUUCGCUGUGACGUUUGAAGCGGGAGACUGGGAUCAGUGUACGCUGCCCCGUGACGAGCCGCUGAGGAAGGCAGGAGCGUCCAGAAUCAGCCCUCCAUCCAGCGGAGCAACCAGCCUGCGCAAGCCCAGCAACCCCCACAGCAUCCUGGGUGAGAGGGUGGACCCCACGCUGCCCCUGGAGAAACAGGUGUGGUACCAUGGUGCACUGACACGCUCAGAAGCUGAAUCUCUGCUCACGCUCUGUAAGGAGUGCAGUUACCUGGUGAGGAAAAGCCAGACCAUCCGAAACGACUAUUCGCUGUCUCUCAGGAGCUGUCACGGGUUCAUGCACAUGAAGUUCACGCAGUCUCGUGAUGGGAAGUUCAUCCUGGGAGAGAACAGUCCUCCGUUCGACUCCAUCCCCGAAGUCAUUCAUUACUACACCACAAACAAACUGCCCAUCCGCGGAGCCGAACACCUGUCUCUGCUCUUCCCGGUGCUGGUGCAGACGCUCUGAGGCCACACACACUUAACACGCGCUCACACACGCUCAGGGCUUAACUCGGACGGCUACUUUAGCGCUUCGUUUUCAGUCGCAUACUGAAGGCUCGAGCAGAUCUUUGCGAGUUUGAUUUGUGUUUGGAGUGCGCGUUUGAUUGAUCGAGCGUGAUCGAAUCCAACCCUGGUGUGAAUGAAAACACGGUGCGCUUGUAAUGACACUGUAUUGAUGUGUGAAGAAUAUUCUCACUGGACUCUAAUGUGUCUUUGCAUCACUGUGGGAACUGCAAUAUUAUUCUUUUUCUGCUCCAAACUCUUCAAAUGAUAGAUUUAAGAUUUGAGGAUAAAAUGUAAACCGACCAAAGUAUUUAUAAAGAUUUGCAAUACUAAAAAAAGAAAUGAUGUACAGUACAAAUCUCAUCCUCUGUAGAUUUUCUUGUUUUCAGAAGUUAAAUAAUUCACCCAAAAUGAGAAUUCUGUCAUCAUUUAUUUAUCCUCAUGUCGUUCCAAACCUGUAUUGAAUGCUGUUUAAGCUGCUCUUUUCCGUGCAACAAAAUUAAAUGUUGACCAUGGCUAAGCUCUACAUCAUAAAUGUAGUCAAUAUGACUUGUGCACAAUAUUUCAAGUCUUUUAAAGCCAUAAAAAUGCUUUGUGUGAGGAAAAUAUUACAUUUUUAGUUGUUAUUCAUAAAUGUUUUGUCACAACUCUCAAUUGUUUCUCUGCAUAUUUAAAGGAUUAGUUCAAAUUUCCUGAUAAUUUACUCACCCCCAUGUCAUCCAAGAUGUUAAUGUCUUUCUUUCUUCAGUCGAAUAGAUGUCUUCGUUCGCUUUGUAAACACUUGCUCGGUAUUUCCGCCUGCAUCACGCAAACAUCCUGUUUUCCUUAAUUUCUUUUCAAUUGAAGAAAGAAAGACAUCAACAUCUUGGAUGACGUGGGGGUGAGUAAAUUAUCAGGAAAUUUGAAUUCUGAAGUAAACUAAUCCUUUAAACUAGGGCAGAGGAAAUACAAAUGGCAACUUCUAUUUUGAACUGUGCAUGUCAAUUUUGACUUUUUAUCAAAAGUCAUAAUUAUGAGAAGUUUAAAGUGUGACAAAAAUUUGAAAUGUUGACAUGAGGGUGAGUGAAUAAUGACUGACUGACUAUAGCUGAAAAUGAGUGCUUCUCUUUAGGAACAGGAACAGGAAACUUUCUUUAACUUGCUUUUGUCAGUAACUAGAAGCGAUGAAUCUUGGUUUAAUGGUAAGGAAGUGAGGGUACGACACUGGAAUGUUCUGAAUGUGACUUUCACUUGUCCGGAUGGCCAUCUGCACAGAGAUUUGUUCAGCUCCCAGAAUCCCAGGCGGCAGAGGAUGAUGAAAACAGGAAGUGAUGUCCUCAGACCAUCUAAUGCUGCGCUUCUAUUCGCUUCAGUGCUCCGGGUUUGUAGUACGACAGGAAGCGGUCUUUGCUGUGGCAUUUCACUUCACGUAAGGCUGCUGUCACAACGCUACCCAUCAUGAUACCGUUCAGUGCCGUCAGGUCGUUUCAGACUUCUUAGCAAUAUUUAAAGCUUCAUGAGAUAGCUUACAUGAACUUUGACCAUGCCCCCAAAAUCAUAAGCCACAACUGUAUUCUUUUUGCAGAUGAAAUCUCUCAUUUUCCUCUGAAGAAACACAAUAUCCUGCUCUAUAGUGAAUUUUAUGAUAAAAAGCUUUCAUAUUUUGAUGUGGUUUGGUUUGGAUUGGUUUACUUGCAUGUGACACACACUACUUCAUUUAGACUUCUACACGGGGUUUCUAUUGCUGUAGAGAUCCACACUGUAACUAUUGUUUUAUGAUGACUGUAAUUUAGUGAGGUUUUUUUUUUUUUUUUUUUUCUAUUUGCUGUUUUCCAGCUUUUCAUUUCUUUGGAAUAAAAUAG
Molecule: messenger RNA, 3520 nt
Organism: Megalobrama amblycephala (Wuchang bream)
Lineage: Eukaryota; Metazoa; Chordata; Actinopteri; Cypriniformes; Xenocyprididae
Gene: shda
Product: Src homology 2 domain containing transforming protein D, a
Molecular function (GO): phosphotyrosine residue binding
Source: RefSeq, a predicted model, not a curated record